CAGAUUCCAAGCCCCACCAGCCACCACCACGUCCUCCCAGCUCCUCGCCGGGCCGUGCGCCACUAGCACCAUGAUGAACGACGUCAAGCCCGCGACGACCGAGCCGGCGUCGCCUCCUCCAAGCCAGCCCCGCCAGCAGCACAGCCACAGCGUGGACGGCCUCAGUCCGCGUGGAGGCUCCAGCACCGUCAGCUCCAUCGCCUGCCUGGCCAACAAAGACAAAGAUCCCUCCACGCAACAGCACGUGCGCCGCCUGUCCACGGGCCAAAUGGCCGACGAGGCCGUCCCCAAGGAGCGCAUCGACGUCAUCAACGACUUCCUGCAGGAGCGCGUCUCCGCGCGCCCGCUCAUCGGUGUCGUGUGCGGUUCGGGCCUCGGCGGCCUGAGCCAGUGCCUCGCCAACCAAGAAGCCAUCAAGUACGAGGACAUCCCGCAGUUCCCGCGCUCCACCGUUGAGGGCCACGCCGGAGAGCUGGUCUUCGGCGACCUGGAGGGCAUCCGCGUCGUGUGCAUGCGCGGCCGCUUCCACUGCUACGAGGGCUACGCCAUGCGCGAAACCGCGCUGCCUAUCCGGGUCAUGUAUCUGCUAGGCAUCAAGUACUUGCUCGUCACCAACGCCGCGGGCGGGUUGAACCCGGACUUCAACGUGGGCGACCUCAUGAUCAUGAACGACCACCUGAACAUGCCCGGCAUGUCCGGCCAGCACCCGCUGAUUGGCCCCAACGACGCGCGCUUCGGUGCCCGAUUCACGCCGCUCUCCAACUGCUACGACAAGAAGCUGCAGGACUUGGCGCUCAAGGUGGCGGAAGACCUGGGACUUGCCCACAAGGUCCGGAAGGGAGCGUACUGCUUCGUAUCCGGACCCACGUACGAGACCCCGAUUGAGUGCCGCUUCCUCCGCCUGGUCGGAGGCGACGCUGUCGGCAUGAGCACAGUGCCCGAGGUCAUCGUGGCCGCGCACUGUGGCCUGAAGGUCAUCGGGCUGUCCCUGAUCACCAACAAGGCGCUCUUCCCCGGCGAGGAACGCGAGGCGGCAUCCCACAACGAGGUUCUUGAGACCGUCCAGGCCACGCAACGCGACAUCGAGACGUAUGUGCGCGACCUGAUCGCAGCUAUCGGCCAGCAACACCACGCGUAGACGAGGUAUUCUAACUUAUCCCCGAAAGAGGUUUUGCUAGCUAGAUACCCACCCCCGUGAUUAUAAACUAGAAGCUACCGACAGAUAGUAUACUGGCGUUUGGGUAGUGCUCGCGGCUUUCAAGGCGUCUACUGGUAGUCGCCUUGGGCGCGUUGUUGAAAACAUUAUCCUUACCGCGC
Molecule: messenger RNA, 1317 nt
Organism: Phytophthora sojae
Lineage: Eukaryota; Oomycota; Peronosporomycetes; Peronosporales; Peronosporaceae
Exons: 1
Coding region: 74-1138 (354 amino acids)
Biological process (GO): nucleoside metabolic process
Cellular component (GO): cytoplasm
Molecular function (GO): purine-nucleoside phosphorylase activity
Source: RefSeq, a predicted model, not a curated record